Molecule: messenger RNA, 301 nt
Organism: Staurois parvus
Lineage: Eukaryota; Metazoa; Chordata; Amphibia; Anura; Ranidae
Source: the annotation of a GenBank genome assembly
GGUCCAGGGAGACCGGAUAUAGUGAAUGCAGGGGGGAGACCAGGGGAUAGAGAUAUAGUGAAUGCAGGGUCGGAGAAGAUGAUCGGAUACAGUGAAUGCAGGGUCCGGGAAGAUCGGAUACAGUGAAUGCAGGGUCCGGGGAGAGCGGAUAUAGUGAAUGCAGGGUCCGGGGAGAGCGGAUAUAGUGAAUGCAGGGUCCGGGGAGAGCGGAUAUAGUGAAUGCAGGGGUCCGGGGAGAGCGGAUAUAGUGAAUGCAGAGUCCGGGGAGAGCGGAUAUAGUGAAUGCAGGGUCCGGGGAGAG